CACUUACACUGGCUUAAUAGAGCUGGUAUCCUACACCAAUUCGGAACAAAAGGCAAGGCGAAGAGAUGGCAGAUGAGGAAACUCCAGAGAGGAAAUGCCAGAUGCUACCCUCAGUGAUCUUCAUGCCCUGAACCUCCUGGAGACAUCUGACUGGACAUAGCUUGAAAUAGGAUGCUGGACAAGAUAGUCACUUGUUCUGAUCCAAUGAAGUUAUUCUUCCUCUAGCCAUUAUUGGAGACAUAGCUCUUCAGUUUGUCUUUUAUAAGUGGAUGAGUGGAUGAAGGAUGAGUCCCUGAGGAAAUCACAAAGUAAACUGGGAAAAAACAUUCAACACAUCCAGACACAGAGAGAAAACUCAGGAAAAUGUUGGAGCUUCAGCUAUUUCUAUUUUUUCUACUGGUGUGUCUCCUGAUCCUGCAUUACCUGAAACAACUUUGGUCAAUUAGACACUACCCUUCUGGACCUCUUCUGCUUCCUGGCAUUGGUGGCCUGUGGAGGGUUGCAACUGGAGUAUCUCACGAUACUCUCAUAAAGCUGGCAAAGCAAUAUGGAAACAUUUACACCAUAUGGGCAGGGCCGCUACCCUUAGUAAUACUUUCUGGAUUCCAAGCUGUGAAAGAAGGGCUGAUCAACCAUUCAGAAGCAAGUGCUGAGCGACUGGAGACCCCAUUCCUUAGAGAUGCUUUGAAAAAUAGAGGUUUCGUAUUUGCAAAUGGACACUCCUUGAAGCAGCAGAGGCGUUUUGGGCUAAUUACCCUGCGGAAGCUGGGACUGGGGAAGAAAGGGAUGGAGCAGCAAAUAGAAGUGGAGGCCCAACAGCUUGUGGAGACUCUUGAACAUGCAAAAGGGCAGCCUCUUGAUCCUUCACUACCCAUCACAAACUCAGUCUGCAAUGUGAUCAGUGUCUUGGCUUUUGGACAGCGGUUCUCGCUUGAAGACGAAGACUUCCAAAAACUGGUGAAAGCCAUUUAUGUUCUUUCAAAAUUUGGAGCGACCUUCUUUCAAAUUCUCUAUGAUGCGGUCCCAUGGCUCAUGAAAUAUCUUCCAGGGCCUCACAAGAAGGCAUUUUCCUGCGUGGAGAUGGCACGUUCAUUUGCUAAAAAGGAGAUUGAAAGGCAUAAGGAGAAUCAGACACUGCAUGAGCCACAGGAUUUCAUUGAUUUCUAUCUAGUUCAGAUGCAAAAGGCUGAGAAUGACCCCGAUUCUGCCUAUAAUGAUGACAACUUGGCUCAGUGCACUAUUGAUUUAUUUGCUGCAGGGACAGAGACAACUGCCACUUCUCUAAAAUGGGCGCUGCUCCUCAUGGUGACUCAUCAAGAGAUCCAAGAUAAAGUCCAUAAGGAGAUAGAAGAUGUUUUUGGUUCCUCUCGCCUAAUCUGCUAUCAAGAUCGGAAGAAACUACCCUACAUCAGUGCAGUAAUUCAUGAGAUCCAGCGUUUCAAAUACAUCUUUUUCUAUGGCCUUGCCAGACAAACUACAAAGGAUGUGAACAUGUGUGGUGUUCACAUUCCCAAGGGAACCAUUAUUGUUCCAGAUCUGCGCUCUGUUCUCCUUGAUUCAGAACAUUGGGAGACACCUGAAGAAUUCAACCCAAAUCAUUUUUUGGACAAGGAUGGAGAGUUUGUGGCUAGAGAAGAAUUUCUGGCAUUUGGUGCAGGGGCUCGUGCAUGUAUUGGGGAGCAGCUGGCACGGAUUGAGCUCUUCAUCUUCUUCACCAGCCUGAUGAGGGCGUUCACCUUCCAGCUGCCAGCAGGAGUCAAAGAACUCAGACAAGACCCUGUAAUGGGGAUAGUGACACCUCCCCAGCCAUAUAAGCUCUGUGCUAUUCCUCAGUGCACUAUAUGAUCAAUUAUACAAAUAAUCAGAGUGACAUUUGUCAGUCUCUCUCAAGCUGACUUCCUGCCUUGCUUUGCUAGGAUUAAUCCUGUCCCAGUAGUCUCCACUCCAUCAAUGCUUGGCAGAUGCAUUCUUUAGACAGAGAAUCCAGGGUACUUUCCAAAUUAGACCCUGCAAUAGGGUCAUGUCAUAUCUCGGAAGUAUGCUUCCACACUUCCUGUGUUGUGACACCACAGUCCCUAUGCAGACAGCAGAGUGUCAUUCACAUUUCCAAUGCCUUGUUUCUAAUUUAAUUGCUGUGAUA
This is a messenger RNA of Hemicordylus capensis (graceful crag lizard), 2140 nucleotides long. RefSeq names its product cytochrome P450 2J2-like. The transcript is spliced from 11 exons. Gene Ontology annotation, biological process: arachidonate metabolic process; xenobiotic metabolic process. The coding region runs from base 364 to 1845 and encodes 493 amino acids. NCBI's taxonomy places the organism in Eukaryota, Metazoa, Chordata, Lepidosauria, Squamata, Cordylidae. Gene Ontology annotation, cellular component: intracellular membrane-bounded organelle; cytoplasm. Gene Ontology annotation, molecular function: heme binding; oxidoreductase activity, acting on paired donors, with incorporation or reduction of molecular oxygen, reduced flavin or flavoprotein as one donor, and incorporation of one atom of oxygen; iron ion binding. The record is from RefSeq and is a predicted model, not a curated record.